Messenger RNA from Abrus precatorius (Indian licorice), 1933 nucleotides. RefSeq names its product transcription activator GLK1-like. Gene Ontology annotation, cellular component: nucleus. The record is from RefSeq and is a predicted model, not a curated record. The coding region runs from base 381 to 1694 and encodes 437 amino acids. Lineage: Eukaryota; Viridiplantae; Streptophyta; Magnoliopsida; Fabales; Fabaceae. Gene Ontology annotation, molecular function: transcription cis-regulatory region binding; DNA-binding transcription factor activity. The transcript is spliced from 6 exons. Gene Ontology annotation, biological process: positive regulation of DNA-templated transcription.
AAAGUUGUGGCUGAGAUCCACUCUCUUUCUUCUCAGCACUUCCAAAAAAGGGAACGUACCAAACACACACCCCAUUAUAUCACCACGCGUCCUUCUCCCUCUCUAAGCCAAUUAAUUAACCCCACUCCUUCACAUUCAACUGAUUCAAACCCAAUUUCUCACUACCCCUUCUCUCACAUAUCAUUGCCACCCCUUUAAUUAAUCUUCUGAAUCUUCAUGCACGCGUGAGCCAGCUAGCACUGUUUUAGAAAGCAAAAUUAUUCUCAUUCUUCCAUAUACCUUUCCCAUAACGUAGAGUUUCCAAUAAUUCAUUAAUUAUUGUUAUUCCCAGUUUGAGCACUCACUCUUUCACAUACGUAGUGUGUGUGAAUUUGGAAUUGAUGCUCGCGGUGUCACCUUUUAGGAGCACCAAAGAUGAAAAAAUCCAAGGAGCGAUGGAGGGUUUUGCCAUGGCAACCACAACCUCAACAAAUGAUGUUGACUUUGGUGAACUCUCUGAAGGGAACUUAUUGGAGAGCAUUGAUUUUGAUGACCUCUUUGUCGGCAUCAACGUCGACGGCGAUGUCUUGCCGGAUUUGGAAAUGUUCGGUGAGUUCUCCGUCAGCGCCGCGGAGGAAUCGGAGAUGAACGACUCGGUGGAGAACAAGGUUGAGAAUAAUGAUACUCAGAAUAUUGAUAUUACUACUUCUUCCAAGAAAGAAGAUGAAGAUAAAACCUCUUGUUGUGCUGCUUCGGGUCAAGACUUGGGGUCAAACCAAGGAGAAGAGAUUGUGAGUAAGAGAGAUGAAUCUGUGGUGGUGAAUUCGUCUUUGAAGGAAGGUGGAAAAGGAAGAAAAUCUUCAUCAGCUCAAUCGAAGAAUAAUAGUAGUAAUAAUAAUAAUAAUCCUCAAGGGAAGAGAAAAGUCAAGGUGGAUUGGACCCCAGAAUUGCAUAGGCGAUUUGUGCAAGCUGUGGAACAGCUAGGAGUGGAUAAGGCAGUGCCUUCAAGGAUUUUGGAGAUUAUGGGAAUUGAUUGUCUCACUCGCCAUAACAUUGCUAGCCACCUUCAAAAAUAUAGAUCCCAUAGAAAGCAUUUGCUAGCGCGUGAAGCUGAAGCAGCGAGUUGGAGUCAAAGAAGGCAAAUGUAUGGGGGAGGAGGGAAGAGAGAGGUAAGUCCCUGGCCAGCACCCAUCAUGGGGUUCCCUCCCAUCAACCCAAUGCACCAUUUUAGACAUCUACAUGUAUGGGGGCAUCCAUCCAUGGACCAGUCCUUCAUGCACAUGUGGCCUAAACAUCUACCACAGCAUUCGCCGCCACCUCCGCCGCCACACUCUUGGGCACCGACGGCAGCUCCACCAGCACCUCAAGAUCCUUCCUUUUGGCACGCUCAGCACCAAGGGGCUCCAAACGCACUAAUACCAGGAACACCUUGUUUUCCACAACCUCUGACAACAACGAGAUUUGGAUGUCCACCUGUCCCCGGCAUCCCACCCCAUGCCAUGUACAAACCACCAGAUCACGCCACCGCCGUCCCUCCUCCCCGGCCCCUCUUUGAUUUCCAUCCGUCAAAGGAGAGCAUAGACUCAGCCAUUGGAGAUGUUUUAUCAAAACCGUGGCUGCCACUACCUCUUGGACUUAAGGCUCCAGCGCUUGAUAGUGUGCUGAGUGAAUUACAGAGACAAGGGAUUCCAAACAUUCCACCCUCUAGUGCUUGAACACCAGUAUCCUUUAUGGAAGAGGUUCUUCCCUUUCGUUUGGUGUCAUGUCCACUUAACCCUAAUUCGACGACUUCUCAUCCAUUAGAUGUUGCAUUGCAUGUAUGUUACAUCUAAGCUACUAUGUGAGUUAUUCUUAUCUUUCUUCUUCGCUUUUAACAGCAAAGAAAGGAAGAAAAAACUUUGAAGACUUUUUCUAGUUUUCUCACGUGCUAUAAUGCAUGAGUGAUUGGUUUCAA